AUGCAUAGCGACAUGAAGAACAGCGCCAUUGACGUCGAAGUUCCAGAGUCUCCGCGGACAUCCUCACCCCUAGAUCUUCUAGCCCUUAUCUCCACGGCCUCACCACACCACCCCUCCCAUUGGCCAUCAUGGCAAAAAUGGUCCAUCACAACAAUCUACUGUCUCCUGCAAGUCGCAAUUAUGCUCCUUUCGACAACAUAUACCAGCGCUCAAACGUCGGUACACGCAAAGUUUGGCGGCUCAACGCAAAUCAUUGCCUUCGGGCAGUCGAUGUUCAUAGUUGGGAAUGCCUCUGGACCCGUGUUUUUGGGUCCGUUGAGUGAUCUUGGAGGACGAAAAUGGGUUUAUGUCGGCAGUGUUGCGCUGUAUGGGUUGUGUCAGAUUGGAUGUGCCCUCGCACUCAAUUUACCUAUGAUGAUUAUAUUCAUGCUCCUGUCUGGUAUCGCUUGUAGUACGGCAAUAUCGAAUGUCGCUGGUACUAUUGCUGAUCUGUUUGGUAAUGCGGAUAAUACCAGUCAGCCGUUGGCGCUGUUCAUUGUAUCUUCGACUUCGGGGUCGAGUUUGGGUGGAGCGGUUGGGGUGUGGAUUAUGAAUAAUCCUAAUAUGGGAUUGGAUUGGAUUUUCUGGAUCAAUGUCAUCUUUGCCGGAUUUUUCGUAUUGAUAUUGGUCGUUCUGCCAGAGACACUACCUCGAAUAGUGAUUUCUCGAGCAAUGCGGAACUCCAAAGCACAGAGGUCACACCUAGAGACUGGCCAACGGCAAAAAGAGUUUGCAGAGACUAGGAUAGCUGUAUUCAAGGAAAUGCGGUUUGUGAGUACCAUGUGUUUUCGGAUUCUGUUUACGGAACCCAUCGUUACAUGUUUAGGGCUUCUCAACGGCUACAUGUACGGACUGCUGUUUCUUUAUCUGUAUGGUGUAUUUGAUGUGUUUGUCCUGAAUAAUCAGCUCUCGGUCAUCGCCGCAAACAUGACAUACCUUAACUUCGUCGCCGGCGCAGUAAUAAUGUUCAUCGUCUUCGUCCCCAUCCAAACAGUCCUCUACAAGCGGGACCGCCUGCAGCACAAUGGCAUUGCACGCCCCGAAGCUCGCUUCCUACUCUCCCUCAUCACCGUAUGGGGAUUUCCCAUCUCCCUGCUGUGGUUUGCAUUCACUUCUAGUGGCAAUGUAUCCUACUGGUCACCCGUGAUCGCAGGCGGCGUGCUGGGAGUCGCGGAUCCGUUGGUUUGGUUGGGUAUACUCAACUACAUCACUGACAGUUAUCCGAAUGUGGCUGGCAGUGCAAUUGCCGCAUUUCUUAUCCCGAGUCAGCUAUUGGCGGCAGGAUGUGUGCAUAUAGCAUCUCAUGAGGAUAAACCUGAGAGCUUUCAUAUUGCCAAAGCUCAUGAUGCUGCUGAAAGAGGACAUGCAGCUACUGACAGAUACGGUCAGCCUCUCGUCGAAUUCGACGCCGUUGCCGAAAGACGUCUUGUGCGCAAAAUCGAUUUCUUUAUCAUCCCCACAGUUGCCUUGCUAUACCUCUUCUGUUUCAUUGAUCGUGCAAAUAUCGGGAACGCCAGAUUGGCUGGUUUCGAGAAGGAUCUCGGCUUGAAAGGAAAUGAUUACAACAUUGUCUUAUCCAUCUUCUUCACUUCUUAUAUCAUAUUCGAAAUCCCAUCCAACAUUGCUUGCAAAUGGAUCGGCCCGGGCAAAUUCAUUCCGGCAUUGACCCUGGGGUUCGGUAUUAGCAGUCUCGGAACUGCUUUUGUCAAUAAUAUACAUGCCGCGUCUGGAGUUAGAUUCUUGCUUGGUAUGUUUGAAGCAGGUCUACUGCCCGGCAUUGCAUAUUACAUGUCCAGAUGGUAUAGACGCAGUGAACUUGCCUUCCGGCUAUCAUGCUAUAUCGUCAUGGCUCCUCUGGCAGGCGCCUUUGGAGGUCUGCUUGCAUCAGCCAUCCUCAAGCUCGAAUCUGUCGGGAGUCUGCACACAUGGCGCAUGAUCUUUGCCAUCGAAGGCGUCAUCACAUGUGGACUUGCCAUCAUCGGAUACUUCACCAUGACCGAUCGACCAUCCACCGCACGCUGGCUCACCCAAGACGAAAAGGACCUCGCCAUCGCACGUCUCAAGUCCGAGCGUGUCGGUGUAACUGAGGUCCUUGAAUCCCUCGAUAGCCGAAAAGUUCUCCGCGGAAUCUUCUCGCCCGUUACCUUAAUGACAGCCCUGAUCUUUUUAUUGAACAACGUCACCGUUCAAGGCUUAGCUGUCUUCGCACCAACUAUCAUCAAGACAAUCUAUCCUCACGACAGCGUCAUCUCGCAACAAUUACACACCGUGCCUCCAUACGUCGUCGGUGCAUUCUUCACUCUUUUCAUCCCCUUCAUGAGCUGGCAGUUUGAUCGUCGCAUGAUUUGUUUCAUUAUCUCUGCUCCACUUAUGAUCGUCGGCUAUGCCAUGUUCCUCGGAUCUGAAAAUGCUCAUGUUCGCUACGGAGCUACUUUCCUCGUUGCCUCUGGCGCAUUCUCAUUUGGCGCACUUUGCAAUGCAAAUGCAUCUGCAAAUGUGAUUUCCGACACUGCCCGAUCCGGCGCUAUUGGUACCGUUGUCAUGUUCGGUAACGUCGGAGGCUUGGUUAGUACAUGGAGUUAUCUGGCCUUUGAUGCCCCUAAUUACCAUAUUGGUAAUGGGUUGAAUUUGGCUUGUGCUAGUGCCACUUUCUUGCUGAGUGUUGGUCUGUUGGUGUGGAUGAAGUGGGAUAAUCGAAAGAGGGAGAAGAUUGAUGUGGAUUCUGUGUUAGAGGGCAAGUCGGUUGCGGAGGUGCAGGCUAUGGAUUGGAAGAAUCCGGCUUGGAGAUGGAGGUACUAA
Molecule: messenger RNA, 2838 nt
Organism: Talaromyces amestolkiae
Lineage: Eukaryota; Fungi; Ascomycota; Eurotiomycetes; Eurotiales; Trichocomaceae
Exons: 6
Coding region: 1-2838 (945 amino acids)
Biological process (GO): transmembrane transport
Cellular component (GO): membrane
Molecular function (GO): transmembrane transporter activity
Source: RefSeq, a predicted model, not a curated record